Messenger RNA from Nematocida minor, 264 nucleotides. RefSeq lists its product as uncharacterized. Lineage: Eukaryota; Fungi; Microsporidia. Bases 1 to 264 code for a protein of 87 amino acids. The transcript has a single exon. Gene Ontology annotation, molecular function: metal ion binding. The record is from RefSeq and is a predicted model, not a curated record.
AUGGACAAUAUUUGCAAAGAGUACUCCUCCACCGGCAGAUGCCGAAAGAAAGGGUGUAAAUACGCCCACACGCGAGAGAAGCUGAUAGAGAGCGAAAUAUGCGCCCUGUGCGGUGCACCUGCGCAGUGCGUAACCGUGUGCAAACACUUUUUCUGCUACAGCUGUGCCAGAGGGUUUAUCACGCAGUCUACAAAGUGUGUGAUAUGUGACGAAGAGACAGCAGGCGUUGUCUACAUCACGGUGAACGAAAGACCCACUGAAUAG